Molecule: messenger RNA, 881 nt
Organism: Sebastes umbrosus (honeycomb rockfish)
Lineage: Eukaryota; Metazoa; Chordata; Actinopteri; Perciformes; Sebastidae
Product: elastase-1-like
Exons: 8
Coding region: 15-824 (269 amino acids)
Biological process (GO): proteolysis
Molecular function (GO): serine-type endopeptidase activity
Source: RefSeq, a predicted model, not a curated record
CACACUUCUCCAACAUGAUUUGGCUUGUGGCUUUCCUGUCCUGCAUUGGGCUGAUUUACGCUGAAACACCCUUCAACCAUAAUGUGCACAAUGAGAGGGUCAUAGGAGGCCACGAUGCCAAACCCAACACCUGGAAAUGGCAGGCUUCUCUCCAGUAUGACUCAUACAAUGACGGCUACUACUACCACAUGUGUGGAGGCACUAUCAUUGAUGCUUUCUACAUCAUGACUGCAGCUCACUGUAUCCUCAGCAUGGAUGCCAGUCAGUACCGUGUGGUGGUAGGGGAGUAUGACCUUUAUGAGUACGACGGCAGCGAGCAGUUCAUCCGCGUGGAGACGAUUACUGUCCACCCUGGCUGGAACGGAGACCUUGGCAAAGGAAAUGACAUUGCUCUCCUGAGACUGGCUAAUCCCGUGUACGACAACGGCUACGUGGCUGUGGCCAACCUUGUCAGCCCUGGCGAGAUGCUGCCUCAUGGGUUCACCUGUUACAUCACCGGCUGGGGACUCAUGGACUACGGAGGGAGCGUCCCUAAUAUCCUGCAGGUGGCUCCCAUCCCCGUGGUGGAGCACUCAGUCUGCUCCCAGCCUGGCUGGUGGGGCAGCAUUGCUCUGAGGACCAUGGUGUGUGCCGGAGGGGACGGAGUCAUAUCAGGCUGCCAGGGUGACUCUGGAGGUCCCCUGAGCUGCUUCACAGACGGAGCCUGGAGAGUCCACGGCGUUGUCAGUUACGGUCCGUCCGGCAUGUGCAACCAAGUGUCUAAACCCACCGUCUUCACCAGAGUCUCUUCCUUCACCGACUGGAUCUAUUCAGUUGUACAAUAGAUGGCACAGUGUAUUCUGUAAAAUGGAACGUGAGAAAUAAAAAUAAUUUGCAUCCCA